GCCGAACAAAGGGGGGGACGCGGGUAGGGCGGUCGGGGGCGCCACCUAGCGGGCGCCGAUGGCCGCUGCAGGGCGCGCGGGGAGCCCCCCGCCCAGAUCCUGGGGUCUGUCCGCCCGACUCGGGCGGAGCCCCUGCUCCCCAACCGGCCCCGCGGCGCCCCGCUUUGGGGGGCCGGACAGGCCCUCCCCGCGGUUGCACUUGCGGCCCCCGCCCCUCAUUCUUGUAGACUCCCAGGUGGUCUUUCUCAUCCAACUGUCUUUUAAAAGGCCGCCCAGCCCCCGUGCCCCUUGGGGUGCUUUCCCCAGAGUUCGAGGAUUCUGCUGUUCUCGGUCGUGCUGUCCCUUCCGUGGCCUUGUUGGAGAAAGGGGCUCUUCCCUCACCUACUCGCAAAGGGAAAAUAAACGCAUAGCCUACGCCCCCGGGGCCCACCACCCCCUCCUCCCACAGCGGGAAGGUUUUAAGUAAGGGAUAGGUUCGCCCACAAAGGCAGACACCCCUUCCCCCGCGUUGUCGCUUUUCAGCAUUUGGGCCCCAAUUUGUCAUCUGUGCCAGGAUCGGCCGGUCCUCGCUGGCCCUCAAAGCCGAGUGUGGCCUUUUUUGGGGUGGGGGGUGUCCUUCCUGCUGCAGAAUUCAAUGCCUUAAGAUCCGUGAAGGCUCUGUCCUGGCUGGGGAGACUGUGCCCCAGUCUCUGCGCUCCGCUCCCACAAACUCCCCAACCCCUUUUGUUUUUAAAGAAUCUCAGCUCCUCCCGCACCCCCCUUCCUGCUCUUAAAGGGCCAGCCUGCCUUAGCCUUCCAUGGCUCCGUGCAGCACUGGAAGGAUGCUCAGAGACCGUUAGCUAUCCAGUCAGUGCCUUUGCAGACAAAGACGCUUAGGCCCAGAGAGCGGACAUAACCCACCAAAGGUCACUGAGCAAGUCGCCAGUGAAACCAUGACUUGCAUUCAUUGAUUUUUCUUUAGCUAUACUUUAAAAAAUAAAGCUAAAACAAAAGAAAACUCCACAACAUGACAGGAGUCCCCUCUGGUCCUGUCUUUUGUUUAUCCGACCCUGAGAUUCUGCACAGGGAGAAUGACCAGAGCCCUCAUGAUUAGUCUUUAUGGCCAGGAGACCAUUUUCUAAAUAAAAAAUUGCCAGAUCUGCAGGGAAGGUAGGGUGUUUGUUUGACAAAAGGAACACUAGUGGGCUGGUGGGGCCCCACCAGUGCCUACCCUUCUGAUUGCUGGGUAGUAACAAGCUCCCUACCAGAAAAAAAGAUGAAUCCCCAGAAAGACUUUGAUGGGCUCUGGUGGGUGGUGACCUGUCGCUGCUGCAGUGCCUUCAGCAGUCUCUCUGGUGGCCCUUCUACCAUUCCUUUUAAGGGUCAUUGGUCCUCAGACUCCGAGGAAGUCCAGGUCUGAGAAACUCCUUUCCCUGGAGGUGCUGACAGCUUAGUCAUGGGUAUCCCUCCAGUGGGCCACCCGACAGUGCUAAACUGGUAGCCAUGAGAGGCUGUAUUUGAGGCACUACUAGAAAAAGGGAGAAGACCUUUGGGUGGGGCUCUCCUGGCUGGGGCCCCAGGUGGGUGGGUCCUUUGCACAGCUCUGGAUGCAGACAGAUGCCCCCUUUGUUCCUCUGGCCCCUCUGCCUGCUCUAUGCCGGCUGUAACUGGCCAGCCCUUUGCUUUCCUGGCUUUACCCUACACCUCUUCCAAAAAGGACACCUUGCAGACCAACACCCUCCUUGGCCUUUGCCUUGUCUUUAAAAAACCUGCAUUGAGCUUGCACAGUACCAUAUAUCCUUUUGUUCUAUCCUCUCUCUGGGUCCUUGCUCUUUGUAGAGGGUGUUUGGACUCCCUGUAUCUCCCACAUCCCUUUUACUGCUCUUGCCAUCCAUUCCCUGGCCCAGACUCCCUUCCCCCACUUCCCUUUCUCAGGCUUCCAAAUCAAAGCCCUGAGUUCUUUCCCUGGAAAUCGGAGAUUGAAAAACUGUCUCCCUUUUCCCUUCUUCAGGACAAGCUCUUCAGCUGGAAGGGGGUGCCUUGGGGUCCUGGGGGAGUACCCCCCUACCCUCCUCCAGGGCCAGGGGACCAGCAUCUUCAGGCAGGAAAUACUCAGACCAUUGUGAGGCUCGGGCCUCAAGGCCUGGAAAAAGCCGCAUCCCUGGCAGGGACCACCGUCGUUACUACCACGACCACUGGAGGCUGGAGUACCUGAUGGAUUUCAUCCCGGCCCGGCAUGGCAUGGUGUGCAUGGUGUGCGGCAGCUCCCUGGCCACCCUCAAGCUCAGCACCAUCAAGAGACAUAUCCGUCAGAAGCACCCUUACUCUCUGCAUUGGAGUCCCCGGGAAAAGGAAGUCAUCAGCAACAGCUGGGACGCACAUCUGGGGCUGGGGGCCUGUGGUGAGGCUGAGAGCCUGGGGGCCCAGGGGGCUGAGGAGGAGGAGGAAGAAGAUGAUGAAGAGGAGGAGGAGGGGGCCAGCCUUCAAGCUUGCCCACCCAAGGGCCCAGGCAAAGCCCCAGCUGGUGGGGGCUGCCGGCGCCAGCGGCGAGGGGUUCGAGGGGGCCCAGUGGCACCGCGGCGCCGGCGCCUCUCUGCCUCCCGAAGGGCUGGGGGCAGCAGGGGGCUAGGGGCCCGGCGCCUGGAGCGGAGGCUGAAGGAGUCCCUGCAGAACUGGUUCCGGGCCGAGUGUCUCAUGGACUACGACCCACGGGGGAACCGGCUGGUGUGCAUGGCCUGCGGCCGGGCACUGCCCAGCCUGCACCUGGACGACAUCCGUGCUCACGUGCUGGAGGUGCACCCCAGCUCCCUGGGGCUCAGUGGCCCCCAGCGCAGUGCCCUGCUGCAGGCCUGGGGUGACCAGCCUGAGGCGCAGUCAGAGCUCACCCAGUCCCCACCAGACGAUGACCUCGUCCCCCAGGACCUGACCAGAAAGAGCCGGGACUCCGCCCCAGCUGCUGGAGCCCCCUCCUCUCAGGAUCUCAGCCCCCCCGACGUAAAGGAAGAGGCUGGCUGGGCCCCUGAGAGGCCCGGGCCCGCAGAGGAGGAGGAGGAGGAGCUGGAGGAGGGCGAGGGCGAGAGGGCGGGCACCCUAGGCCGGCCGCGGAGGGGCCGAGACCACCGCCGCCACUACCAGGAGCGCUGGCGGCUGGAGUACCUCAUGGAGCUGGACGGCUGCCGGCGCGGCCUGGUGUGCAUGGUGUGCGGGGGCGCGCUGGCCUCGCUCAAGAUGAGCACCAUCAAGCGACACAUCCGCCAGCGCCACCCGGGCUCCACGAGCCUCAGCGGGCCUGUGAAGGCCCUCAUCGCGCAAGAGUGGAGCGAGAAGGCCGCCCACCUGCUGGCCUUGGGGCUGCCCAGCCCGGAGUCACCCGCGGCCCCCAGCAUUGCCUCGGCUUCGAAGGAGGGGGGAGGGGCAGAGGAGGCGGAGCCAGAGGAGGAGUGGUGGGGUGAGCCCCGGGAGGGCGAGCAGCUGGCGAGGGCGAGCGGGCCGGGAGCCGGGCAGGCUGGGACCGAGGGCCUGGCGAGGAGAGAAGGGUGGAGAGAGCCGAGAGCGCAGGGGAGGACUAUGGGAGGAGAGUCCGGAGAGGACGCGAGACCCGGAGGCUCCCGCCACUUCUCCAACGCAGCCCUUUGUUCUUCCCUAGGUGACGUCCCGCCGUCCCCUGGGGCUCCGCCGGAGCGGCCGGCCGAGGAGGAGGAGGAUGAGGAGGAGGAUGAAGACGACGGCCCCGGGGGGUUGGCAUUCCCGCCGCUGCCGCCGCCGCCGCCGCCGCCUCCCCCGCCGCCGCCACCCCGCAGCCGAGAGCAGCGGCGCAACUACCAGCCGCGCUGGCGGGGCGAGUACCUGAUGGACUACGACGGCAGCCGGCGCGGCCUAGUGUGCAUGGUGUGUGGGGGCGCACUGGCCACGCUCAAGGUGAGCACCAUCAAGCGACACAUCCUGCAGGUGCACCCCUUCUCCAUGGACUUCACCCCCGAGGAGCGCCAGACCAUCCUGGAAGCCUACGAGGAGGCUGCGCUGCGCUGCUACGGCCACGAGGGCUUCGGGCCACCCGCUCCGGCGGCGCGCGACGGCGGCGCGGACCUCAAGCCCGGCGCCGCAUGCCGCGCGUAGGACUCGGCCCCUCCUCCCCCCGGGCUCGCCUGACCCUCUGGCGGAGACCCUGGUGGCCGGCGCUGGGGCUUUUCGCGGCUCUGGCAGCUAUUGCGUCCCCCCGCUGGCCGGGAUGGGCAGAGUUUGGGGUGGAGUGCCACCCUGAGGUGCCAGCUAGCCCGCACGCUCCGGGAGCGCACUCGCGUGGGGGUCCCCGGCGGCUUCUCGCGGGGGCCCCAGGCUUCCCGAGAAGCCAAAGCACUUCCAAGCGCUCGCACCGGCGCCUGCGUUCUGGGCAGCACCAGCCGCGCUCAGUUGCCAGGCCUGGGUGGCGGUGCCGGCUGUUAGUGUUAGGGUGGAAGGUAGGGCGCGGGGAAGUCAGGAUGGACGCGUCGGCCGCUGAUAGCCCUGGCCGGGGCCCAGCCCUCUGCGGCCUCACACACCCGCAGUCGCGGCUCCCUGCUCGGGCUGCAGGCUGCGCCGUCGUCAAGCUUGGCCUCCGGGGAGACCUAGGCUGCGGACUGGGACCUGGGGCAGGAGGUGGGCGCGAGGGGCACCUUGGAUGCGUGCUGGCGGAGGGGCCGGGCCCUGCCAGUUGUGCCAGCAUGACGGCGCACCCGACGGCCACGCCCGCGGGACCGGGACCGUAAAGGGAUUAGCACUUUCCUCGUUUUGCUCUUCUGCUCUGAGGGCCUGUUUCCCCCUAGCUGAGUGUAGUGGCGCUCCGGGUUCAGCGCCAGCACGGUCCGAACUCGGGGGGGCCGGGCAGUUGCUCAGUGCUCUUGCCCCCUCCGUGCGUGGCUGGUCCUUGGUGCGUGUGCCACCCUUUCUCAGCUCUCAGGGCCUGGGGCGGGGCCUCGGCCUCCCUUUUUCUUACCCGCGGCAGCGCUAAGGGCCCUCGAUCUCCCAGGCAGGUCCGAGAGGGAUGUGUAGAUUCAUUCUCCCAUGGAGAACAGGUGGCCCCGAGAUCAGGCCGUUUUUUUCUUUGUAUUUUAUUUUGAAACUGUAUUUAAUGCUUUUAUAUGAAGGGGAGAGGGGGAAAACUGGCCCAGUUGCCCUUCCGUGCAAAUGUCUUAUUUAUUAUGCGUGUAUCAGAGAUAAGCUGUGAGGUGAAGGACCUGUAGGAAGAUGGCGCAAGGAUGCAGAGACGGGGGUGCGGAGAGGGGCGAUGAGGGAGGUUGGGAGGACAUUAUCUCACGCUCCUCAGGCCCUGCGUCUCUGGGCCACAGUGUUUGCUCUCCACAAAGGGAAGCCACUGCAAGCACUGUCUUUAUAGUCAGGGUGCGGAGGUCAAGGGUGGGACCUGGGAGCUGCCCUGGGUAUGGGGGUGAGUUUGGCCCUUUUGGUGGGAAAAUGGAAGUAAAAGAGGAAAUCCCCUCUCUCACCCCCCACCCCCCCCACACACCAGAGCCAGAACUCCAUGGUUCAAGUGCCUCAGGCCUAGUUCCCUAGACUUCCUGAUUGGGAGUUGGAUUUUAUACCACGGAUUUUAUAACAUUUUUAUAUAAUUCAGGAUUAUCAGUUGGAAAGGACUCUGGAAAUCACAUAUCUUCUUCACCUGUAGAUAGGUACAAUUCCAAAGCUCAGAAAUUCACAUAGCCAGCCAGGAACAGGACAAGAACUAGAUCUCAACUCCCAGUUCAGUGAGCUUUGCACUAUACCACACCACUUCCCAGUCCCUGGCAAACUUAAGAUGUCUACCCAUUAGACCUGCCAAGGUGUAGAAGUGUUGGGCACUGUAGGCCGUCACAGUGCAGUGACUCCUGAGGGCAGCAAAGUGCUGCACUUCCUGGGACAGGGUGCCAGGGUUCUACAGGGCAACUCCGGUGCAGCUUUUCCAUCAGAGCCAGGUGGGGCUUCGUCCUUUGGGCCGGGUCUUCCCAGUAGGGCAGGCGCUGCAUUAGGUAUUGUGGAAUAGACUGAAAGUGUUUCCAGUUUGACCCGCCAGGGUUUUUUGAGACAGUAUUAAAAUCUCGAGAGCAGAGAUUCUGGAUGGUGCCACACUUGGCACUGCCCUUUUUCUUUCCAUCGCAAGUGUUUUCAAAUCCAGAAUGAGUAUUCUGCCAUUUUCUCCCCUCUGCUGCCCUUUAAAAACAGGCAGAAUUGGAGCUACUGCUGCUAAUCACCAGAGCCCACUGCUGAAGUUCGGGUUAAGCCAGGGCAGGGAUGUUAGGAAUGGUUUUCCCUUUGAGGAAGAUGUAUGACCGGCCCUCCAGCGGCCCACAAGCCAGCAGCAUCAUCGUAGGAACUUGCUAGAUAGAAAUCCUUGGGCCCCACAGGUACUUCCUAAGGGAGGGAGCCCAACAAUGCCUUUCUCAUGCAGCUGAAGUUCCCAGGGCCUCUGCAGUGGCUCCUACCCCAACUGGAUCUGUGGCCUCAUAGGCCGAGGGUCAUGGCCUCGAGGUCAUGGUUGGUCCUUGGCCCUGCCUAGGUCUCCUUGCCUUUGGAUUCUGACAUGAACAGGUGAAGUUUCUUCAUGUUUUGUUUUAAUGGUAUGCUUGCUAUUCUGACCCAUAUGUAAAUGUUACUGAAUACAUAUUUAUAUGCUGUUAGUGACAUUAUUCAAACAUUUGUAUGUGUAUUUGUGAAAUUGUUUGCAUCAGUCAUUUAAAAAAUAUUUCAGCCUAAGUUUUCCAAGCAGUAUCUUGAAUAAAAUCUUAAAGUCCA
This is a messenger RNA of Nannospalax galili (Upper Galilee mountains blind mole rat), 6741 nucleotides long. It is a transcript of the gene Zfta, whose product is annotated as chromosome unknown C11orf95 homolog. Lineage: Eukaryota; Metazoa; Chordata; Mammalia; Rodentia; Spalacidae. Bases 2194 to 4095 code for a protein of 633 amino acids. The record is from RefSeq and is a predicted model, not a curated record. The transcript has 3 exons. Gene Ontology annotation, biological process: negative regulation of DNA-templated transcription.